UGUGUGUGUGUGUGUGUGUGUGUGUGUGUGUGCUAAUAGCUCAUUGGCUGUCAGUGUGCUGCUAUGAACCAGUAUAAUGAGUGGGCUAUCAUCUUGACUGCAGGUUUCCUGGAGUCAUGCGCGAUUGCAGCCUGUGAUUUAAAGGUUUGGAGCAGACUUGAAGUGAGGUGAGUUGUGUUCACAGGAAGAUGAUUACUCUGGUGUUUACCAGCGUUGUAGCGGGACUACUGGCCCUCGUUCUGUACCAGAAGAUCACUUAUCCCUUCUUCUGGGAGGAUCUGAUGUAUUACUUGAAACUUCGGAGGUACAGAAAGACGCUGCAGGCCGGUAUGAAGCAGGGAAUCACCACAUACCUCGACUGUUUUCUCCACCGGGCGAGGACGAACCCGAACAAACCCUUCAUUAUCUUCGAAAACCAGACCCUGACAUACCAGGAUGUGGAUUACAGAAGUAACCAGUUUGCCAACGCGUUCAGGGCGGAGGGCUCUCUCACAAAAGGGGACAUUGUUGCUCAGUUGAUGUGCAACGAGCCGGACUUCAUCUGUGUGUGGUUGGGACUGUGCAAAGUGGGCUGUGAAGUCGCGUUUCUUAACGUCAACGUGAAAGCCAAGUCUCUGCUCCACUGCGUUCAGAGCUGCGGGGCCAGGACGCUGGUUGUUGGCGCAGAUUCGGUGCAGUUGCUGGAGGAGGUGCUGCCUGACCUGAAGAAGGACAACAUGGCCGUGUGGGUGGUGGAUCACACAUCGCCCUCUGACGGCGUCAACACUUUAUUAGAUAAGGUGGAACGCAUGUCUGGAGAAACCUUAAGUGAACUUCCUAAAGUUGACAUCAUGUCAAACUUCCUCUUCAUUUUUACGUCGGGCACAACAGGUCUCUCCAAGGCGGCCCGCGUAGGUCAUCUGAAAGCCAUUGCGAGCAUGGCCUUCUUUACAAUGUGUGGAGCCAAAUCUGAUGACAUCAUCUACAUAACUCUUCCUCUUUACCACAUGUCUGCUUCCUUGUUGGGGAUUGGAGGAUGCAUACACCUUGGUGCAACGUGUGUGUUAAAAAAGAAGUUUUCUGCCAGUCAGUUCUGGAAGGAAUGUGUGCAGCACAAGGUGACAGUGGUGCAGUACAUAGGAGAACUCUGUCGAUACCUGGUCAAUCAUCCUGUGGUUCCAGAGGAGAGAAUUCACAGAGUUCGGCUGGCGGCAGGAAGUGGUCUCAGGUCAGAUGUUUGGAAGGAGUUUGCAAGACGCUUUGGUAGGAUCAAGAUCAGAGAGGGUUAUGGCCUGACUGAGGCCAGCAUCGGCUUCCUCAACUACACCGAUGAAGUUGGGCCGAUUGGGAGGGCAAGCUAUUUCAACAAGCUUUUUAUGCCGUUCGAGCUCCUCAGAUAUGAUCCACACACAUACGAGCCGGUAAGAACAGCCUCUGGAAGAUGCAAACGAGCACAAAUAGGAGAGGCAGGGAUCCUGGUGGCUCCCCUGACCACUAUGAACCAGUUCCUGGGCUACGCUGGUAACAAGGUCCAGUCUGAGAAGAAGCUGGUCAGGGAUGUGUUUAAAGAUGGGGACAUCUAUUUCAACACUGGAGACCUACUGCUGCACGAUCACAGGGAUUUUCUUUACUUCCAUGACCGCAUUGGAGACACCUUCAGGUGGAAGGGAGAGAACGUGUCCACCACAGAGGUGUCAGAGGUUUUAGGUCUUCUUGAUUUUAUUAGGGAAGCCAACGUCUAUGGAGUCACCGUCCCAGGAUAUGAAGGUCGAGCAGGUAUGGCUGCUGUUGUCUUAAAACAUGACCACAAGUUAAAUGGAACAAAACUCUACAACCACUUAGUACAAACACUUCCUGCGUACGCCUGGCCGCGCUUUCUCAGAAUACAGACCUCUCUGGAUGUGACUGAAACCUUCAAGCAGCAGAAGGUGAAACUGGUCCAGGAGGGUUUUAAUCCAGAUGUAACCAGGGACCCUCUGUAUUUCUUAAAUGUCUCUCAGAAGGAGUUUAUUCUCCUGACUGGAAGUAUAUAUGAAGACAUCGUGUCGGGAGAGAUCAGUUUAUAAAUGUUUUAAGACAUUUUAAUUCAAGAGUACUGACAGGCAUUUAAUGAUAAGAUUAAGAUGAUCCGUGUCAUGGCUGCAUUUCCAUUUGUCUGGGCUUAAAACCCUGAUUUGUGAUCAGUGGCACAGUAGCUGGUUCCCAGCAUUUAAAAACAAAACAGAGCUGUAUUUUCUAGGGACUCUGUCUCAUAGUCUGCGUAUGUCAAUAAGUUAUGAGCAAUUCUACCAACAAGUAAAUCUUCUUUCUCUUUUGAAUAAUUUAAAUCAGCCUGAAGAAGUAAAACCAUCCAGAAUUUAAAAAGAAAAGAAAAGAAUUGUUUUCAGUAAGUUCCUAACUUUAAUUUAUUUUUUUACCUUUACAAAGAGAAGGCCUUUAUUAGAAACAAGCACCUCUCCCUCCUGUUGCACUCAAGAGUCCAUGACUCCUCCCUUUACUAGUUCAGUUACAAUGAUGUUAGGUUUACAGUGCUAAAGAAAAGAAAACUGCAAAUCAAAGUGAUUGGUGAGUGAAAAUAGUAUUUAGAGGAAAAUGAGCAGCGGAGUGGGGAGUAUGACGUGACUCUGUUGUUGUACUGAUGGCAUUAGUGUGGAAAUGGAUAUUAUAUUGAAUUUAUUACAUGAGCUAUUAGACUACAAAUAAUUUGUUUAUUAGUGACCGGCCAUUCCAAUAAUAAUUCAUACUGACCAUGGCCUUUAUUUGAAUGACUUUCAUUUUGUGUGCAGACUUUUACUGAAGAAUUUAUGUUAUUUCCUUUUUCAUGCCUGGGGAAGAAAGGCAUAAAUACAUUUAUACUUAAGUGUAAAGUAGUAUUAGUAGAAAUUAUAGCUUAGCAUAGAGAGGUAACAGUACUAAAAUGUAACUGUUUAAACUUAAAAAUUAAUAUAAAGUUCACUGUACCUACAUUUAUAGAAGUUGUUGCCCAGAACAAAACUGUUUGACUAUACUCCAAACAACUACAAACAGAAGUAUGGUAAGAUUUAAUGGAAGCAAUGGAUAUAAAGAAGAUAAAUGUUAUUAAUUUAUCUUAAAUUAAAAUUUUAACCAUUUUUUAGAUAUUUACUCAACAACUUAGGGAAUAAUAUUAUUAUUUAAACAACUGGAUAGAAAUAUUUUAACACUACGAAAUUUGAAAUCUUUUUCAAUUCAUAUUUUUUUACUGUAGUUUAGUUUUUGAAAUAAAUUAACAACCGUUGCAUUUUUUUUCUGCUCCAACUUUGUAAUGUUUGUAAGUAAUGUUUAAUGAAAAAUUGUUAAUCUUUUAACUCUUAAUUUUCAAAAAAUCUUUUAACCAGGACAUGUAAUUUAUUGUUCAUUGUAAUUUCAUACACCACUGUAAACAUAAAAAAGACCAUAUUUUCUUAUUUCUACAUUAAUGUACAUAUGUUAAAUGAAUUGUAACUAAUGUAAAAAAUAAACUUUUAAUUAAUGUCAAA
Messenger RNA from Seriola aureovittata, 3476 nucleotides. RefSeq names its product long-chain fatty acid transport protein 2. Lineage: Eukaryota; Metazoa; Chordata; Actinopteri; Carangiformes; Carangidae. The transcript has 10 exons. Bases 189 to 2045 code for a protein of 618 amino acids. Gene Ontology annotation, molecular function: long-chain fatty acid-CoA ligase activity; long-chain fatty acid transmembrane transporter activity. The record is from RefSeq and is a predicted model, not a curated record.